Ophidiomyces ophidiicola is the source of this 1398-nucleotide messenger RNA. RefSeq names its product tunicamycin resistance protein (gene ALG7). Gene Ontology annotation, cellular component: membrane. Lineage: Eukaryota; Fungi; Ascomycota; Eurotiomycetes; Onygenales; Onygenaceae. The record is from RefSeq and is a predicted model, not a curated record. The coding region runs from base 1 to 1398 and encodes 465 amino acids. The transcript has 3 exons. Gene Ontology annotation, biological process: protein N-linked glycosylation; dolichol-linked oligosaccharide biosynthetic process. Gene Ontology annotation, molecular function: UDP-N-acetylglucosamine-dolichyl-phosphate N-acetylglucosaminephosphotransferase activity.
AUGAUAGUUACGCUCACCCGCACGGAGAUUUGGAGCCUUGUGGCCCUUGCUCUUGCGUGCUUUGGGGUUCUGGUGAGCAACGUUCAAAAUGACGGGGAACCAUUGAUUGCCUCUGUUGCUUUGAGUGGCAUAGCUUUUGCGGCAUCAUUUUGCCUAAUACGAUGGCUUGGGCCUGUGUUUAUGAAAGCCGGUCUCAAAGGCAAGGACAUGUCCAAAAUGAAACAGCUCGAAUUGCCAGAAACGAUGGGUGCAGUCUGUGCGAUUGUGUAUAUACUAGUUAUUAUCGUGUUUAUACCAUUCCCGUUCUACAAGGACAUAGUGGCUGCGACUUCAGGGGGCGGGAAUCGUGAUGUUGUUCUGCCAGUUCAUCAUGUGGAAACUGGGCGCUUUUUACAUCGUUUCCCUCAUAGCAAGCUAGCAUCUUACCUUUCCGGGCUCCUCUCGCUACAAUCAAUUGUGAUUCUGGGUAUUGGCGACGAUUUACUCGAUAUUCGAUGGCGAGACAAAGUUUUGAUACCAGCUUUUGCUGCUAUCCCAAUGCUUAUUGUAUAUUUUGUGGACUUUGGGGUCACCCACGUGGUGGUGCCCGUCGUUUUACAAAGGUACUUGGGUCCAAUGAUUGACCUAAGUUGGCUGUACUACGUGUACAUGGCUGCGAUUGCCAUUUUUUGCCCCAACAGCAUAAAUAUGCUGGCAGGCAUUAACGGAAUUGAGGUAUCGCAGUCUAUUGUUAUUGCGGUACUUCUUAUGUUCAAUGACUUGCUGUAUCUGGCGCCAAUAACUCCUUAUCCACAUCCGGCUACUGAUUCACACUUGUUCUCGAUUUACUUCCUCCUGCCCUUCCUCGCCGUGUCUUUGGCACUAUGGUGGCACAACUGGUAUCCAGCGAAGGUCUUCGUUGGGGAUACUUAUUGCUACUUUGCUGGAAUGGUGUUUGCGGUAGUGGGAAUACUGGGUCAUUUCAGCAAGACACUACUUCUCCUCUUUAUUCCUCAGAUCUUUAACUUCCUUUACUCCACUCCUCAGUUGUUUCACCUAAUUCCAUGCCCAAGGCAUAGGCUUCCCCGGUUUAACAUCCGAUCAGGUUUGCUUGAGCCAUCUGUGACUGAAUGGCAACGCCCGCCGACAAAACCUAUAGCUAUGGGGCUGGAGCUCUUGCAUAAGCUCCGUUUAUUGCGAAUUAGGAAGAACGAAGAUGGUGAUAUUGUCGAGUCAACGAAUAUGACGCUGCUGAAUCUCUGGCUCCUAUGGUUUGGCCCUUUGCGUGAGGAUAGAUUGGCACUUCACAUCGUCGGACUUCAGGUAUUCUGCGGGCUUAUUGCCUUACUGACCCGGCAUAAACUUGCAUUAUGGGUAUUUAAAGAGGACAAUCGCGGCUUUGGUUCCCCUGUCUUAUAG